UGCAUUUGGAUCCUGUAAUAAAUUUUGGCAUUGAAGCUCUGAAAUGGUUCAAAGGACAGCAAAGUAUAUGUAUUACAGAAAAGUGAAAUGUCAAAGGAAGAAGAAGGGUACAGAAGGAGGAGCUCCCGUUUAUGGGCCUUAGAGGAGGCAGCAAAAUUUAAACAGAAAGAAAAAGAGGAGAAGAACAAGGAGGCGAAGGAGAAGCUGAGAGCAAAGCAAAAUGCCUCACCUUCCAUGCCUUUGCCUGACCGCAAGAGGGGCCGGAAGAAGAAAAGGCUUGAAGAGGUUGUGGUUUCUUCUGUUGCAAGGGAUGGAGAAAACCCAAAAGAUGAAGAUCCUCCACUCAACCCUGAUCAACCAGCAAUCUUACCAUCUACGAAACCGCUUCCAGAAAAGAGCAGACUUGAAUUUAUCCUGGAUAUACUACAAAGGAGAGAUACACAUGAAAUAUUCGCUGAGCCAGUUGAUGCUGAUGAGGUGGAGGGUUACUAUGAUGUUAUUAAAGAGCCAAUGGAUUUUGGGACAAUGAGGGCAAAACUUCAGGAAGGAAUGUAUAAAACUUUAGAGCAAUUUGAGCAUGAUGUAUUUCAAAUAUCCAGCAAUGCAAUGCUUUUUAACUCAUCAACUACUGUUUAUUUCAGACAGGCUCGUGCUUUACGGGAACUGGCCCAGAAGGUUUUUGAUGCUCUUAAAACUCAUCCAGAAACAUUAGAAUUGGAGUUCUCCCAGAUAAGAAGACGCCCUGGUAGGAAACCCCAAGGUGAGGGGAGUGUUUCACACACUAAACUUGCAAGUAACUUGAAGUCCAUUGGUAUUGGUGUUUCAUCAAAUGGUAGAACAUGUUCCUUAAAUGGACCAUCUAUCAGGAGAAAUACCCAAGCAUACCUUGCAGCAUCUCGCUCAAUUUCUCGUGCUGACCAGAAAGAUAAAGCAAUUCUUUCUGGGUCUAGAGGUGGUAGGAACUUGAAUCAAAUGGAAACUGAAAGGCGCCGAACAUAUAGGCCUUGGAGUACUUUUGCGAGUGAGAAUGACUUAUUAAUUUCAGCAGUUUAUAAUGAAUCAAAACAACUUAUUCAGGUUAUGAAUGGGGAUGGUGGGUACAAAGAAAGUUUAAUGCGAUUUCUUAAAGAUAUGGGACCAACAGCCCAAAUGGUUGCCAAUAGGAAAAUGGCAAACUGUCCAACUGGAGAUCCAAGUUCCCAGUCUCUGACUCCAGCCCCUUCAGCUAACACUCCAAACUAUCUGCUCCCUGCAUCAACCUCCCAAACAGGAACACCUUAUCUGGGUGCUGUCACAAAUUGCCCAACGCCUCAUAAUUUCCAGCAAAACUUACCUGGGGAUUCUAGUGCCUUUGCAGAUGCCAAUGACAGAUUGACUGUCAGUGGUAAUGCUUUCAGAGGAAAUAUUCAUACCCGCAACAGCAUGGAUAUCCAUAGUGGAGCUUACAAAGGAAAGAUGGUUUGUCUUCCUGGAAGAAUGAAUAUUCCUAGUGCUAUCCAAGGGGAAAUUUUUCCUACCAAUUACAUGAUGGGAACUCAAAGUGCUUUACAAGUUCAAAGGACCUAUCCUGCUACCAGAAAGAAUACUGAUAACACUGUGCUUGGAGAAACGGCUGUUAACAAACCUGCCAUAAUGGACAUUCGCAAUCCUACCAGAGAAGAGAUGAUUCACACCAGUGACAAAAUCGGUCUUCUGCAUGGAGCAGUGAGAGAAGAUUCCAUGAAGCAAAAACAGAAUGCCCAGAUCCACUCAGGCUCAUACUUCCCAAUUACUGGAAUAAAAGAUUUGAACUCUGUUGGGAGUACAGGAGCUGUCAGAGAGGAUUCCAGUAAGCAGAAACAAAACACCCAGAUUCAGUCAGGCUCAUACUUCGCCCUUACUGGAGUGAAAGAUUUGAACUUUGUUUGGGGUACCAGCUCUGUUGGAGAAAAUUCCACUGAGCAGAAUCAGAACACCCAGAUUCGGUUGAGCUCAUACUUCCCUGUUAGUGGAAUGAGAGAUUUGAACUCUGUUGGGAAUACUGGAGCUGUCAGAGAAGAUUCCAAUAAGCAAAAUCAGAACAGCCAGAUUCAGUCAGCCUCAUACUUCCCUAUUACUGGAAUUAAAGAUUUGAACUCUGUUGGGAGUGCUGGAGCUGUCAAAGGAGAUUCCCCUAAGCGGAAUCAAAACUCCCAUAUUCAGUUAGGCCCAUACUUCCCUAUCACUGGAAUUAAAGAUUUGAACUCUGUUGAUAGUACUGGAGCUGUCAGAGAAGAUUCCACCAAGCAGAAACAGAACAGCCAGAUUCAGUCAGGCUCAUACUUCCCAUUUACUGGAAUUAAAGAUUUGAAAUCUGUUGGGAGUACUGGAAUUGAAGAUUUGAAUAGUCCCUCCGUUAGGAUCACAAACACCAGUGGCAAGCAUAAAAUGAUGGAUUUGAUGAUGGACUCUUGCCAAUUUGAUGAUCAGGUACAGCUGGCUCUGUUGGCCACGGAAUCUCAGUCAAGGCUGCUUGAAUUUGGGUCUAAAAGUGAAUCAUCAUUGUUGCCUUUACAAGUAGCAAAUAUGACAAGCUCAGGCUAUGCCACCACAGCCUUCCAUGGCUUGGGUUCAGAUUAUAUGGGAGGGGAGGACCUGACUGAUGCUCCACUGAUCCCGAAUUAUGGAGCCAUAUCUGCUCGAGAAGGUCAACUCCUGGAAUGGAGCCGACCCACACCAUGGGGACUGCAGGCAAUCCAUGAUUUUCCAUAUAAGAAAAUGCCAGCAGGUGGGAUGAAUUCAUUUCCCCAGGAUGCACUUGUUGCGCUUGGUGGGGUGAAUCCAGUUCACCAGAAUGCACUUGUUGGGCAAGGACCACAGCUGGCAUCUGCUCCUCGAGGUCCUUUUGUUGAUGCACUGAGUUUUUAUGAGAGAGCCUCCAACCAAGGCUUCCAAGCAGAGGCUAGCGGUCAUCAUCUUGGGAAUAUCCAACAACAGCAGCCCGUACAGGCUUCUCAGCAUCUCAGGCAGGCUUCUCAGCAGCCCAGGCAGACUUCUCAGCAACCCAAGCAGGCUUCUCAGCAGCCUGAUUUGGCUCUUCAGCUGUGAGCCAACAAUUAGGUUUCUCAUUUUGGUAAACCAUAGAAUAAAUGGACAAAUGAGUUACAUGUCUUUAAACUGUUUUCUACUUAAUGUCUAGCUAUGUUUCAGGAGUCAGACAAAUUUUGCUGUUUUUUUUUCUUCAUAUAAUGCUUCUGGGAGGAUAAUUAGACAUACAGUUGGUGGCAUCAGGCAUGCCAUAAGCUGAACUCUGGAGUUGAAAAGUAAAAUAAUUGAGUUACCAGCCUAUCCCUUUUAAUGCAUAAAAUGUCUGGAAAUUAAGUAUUGCUGCCUCCCUACCAGGUCAUUUUCUGUGGUGGUUAAAAGGGAUUAGGCAAAAUUGAAGGUAAGUGAAGGAUUUGGAUCUCUUAAUGCUUCUUGAACAUGUUAUUUUGAGGAGAAAACAGGUUCAGACCUCUGAAUGGUUGCUUGAGUUUAGACAGAGAGAUGAGUUUCAUCUCAUAAUGACUUUCCAUUUUAUCAAUUUUCCUUUUUGUAUCAAUUUGCAGGCUAGGUUAUAUUGCUGUCAAAUUAGUGUGCCGCCUUCCUCACUCUGUUAAGUUUUGAAUUUUUUAGUUGGUAACAUCAUUGGGUACUUGGAAUAUUGUGACUACAAGAGCUGGUUUAAUCCAAUGCCUCCUGCUUUGAGCUUCAA
This is a messenger RNA of Vitis riparia (riverbank grape), 3712 nucleotides long. RefSeq lists its product as uncharacterized. The record is from RefSeq and is a predicted model, not a curated record. The transcript is spliced from 10 exons. Gene Ontology annotation, molecular function: protein binding. The coding region runs from base 88 to 3066 and encodes 992 amino acids. NCBI's taxonomy places the organism in Eukaryota, Viridiplantae, Streptophyta, Magnoliopsida, Vitales, Vitaceae.